AUGGGUACCACUGUGCUCACCGGUCUUUCGGAGAAAAUCUUUUCCUUCAAGGCAGAGAACCCUCCGCUGACUGAAAUUACUCCUCCUAAAGAUCGGGCUUUCUCUGCUGAUCCCGAGAAAAAAGCUCUCCUUUCUGCAGCUUCUCAAGUCAAACAUCUGACUCCUUACAUUGGAACGGAGCUUGUAGCAGUCCAGCUUAAUCAGCUCACCCCACAACAGAAAGAUGAUCUUGCACUCCUGCGGGGUGUUGUUUUUUUCCGAGACCAGGACCUCACUUUGGAGCAGCAGCAUGAGUUUACCGAGCAUUAUGGCAUUCAAGAUCGUGAUCCAAACCAAGUCGAUCCACGUCAUGUCACAAUCCUCGGUCGUGGGGGCGAUAUCCGCAAACAUGGGCACACCGGAGGUGGAGAAUACCACUCUGACCAUUCGUUCGAAAUCAACCCUCCGGCCUAUACCCUACUACGGGUUGUCAAGACUCCAGAAUUCGGCGGCGAUACGAUCUUUACCAGCCAGACAGCUCUAUAUGACAAGUUGAGCCCAACUUUUCAAGAGACACUUGAAGGACUACAUGGAGUUCAUAGUUCGGAGCAAUAUUUUCUCGAUUCUGUCAAUAACGGUGCGCAGACUUUCCGGUAUCCGGUCCGUACUCACCCAGUCACCAAUCUUAAGUCCCUCUUCUACAACCCCAGCUUUGUGGCCCACAUCUCCGAACUGAAGAACCAAGAGGCCAUACAUACUUUAAACUUCUUACGGGAACAUCUCCAUUCCGCGGAUGAUCUAUCUGUUCGCUGGAAGUGGGAGCCCGGCAGCGUCGCCUUCUGGGAUAAUCGUGUCGUCGUUCAUCGAGCUGUCCCUGGGGGCUACAACGUGGAAGAGCGUGAGGGAACGCGUACAGCUGUUUAUGGAGAGAAACCAUUUUAUGAUGCUAAAGGCCAAAGUCUCAGUAACUGGAAAGAGUCUCAUCCUCUUUGA
This is a messenger RNA of Penicillium lagena, 972 nucleotides long. Its product is annotated as TauD/TfdA dioxygenase family protein. The record is from RefSeq and is a predicted model, not a curated record. The transcript has 7 exons. Lineage: Eukaryota; Fungi; Ascomycota; Eurotiomycetes; Eurotiales; Aspergillaceae. Gene Ontology annotation, cellular component: cytoplasm. Gene Ontology annotation, molecular function: 2-oxoglutarate-dependent dioxygenase activity. Bases 1 to 972 code for a protein of 323 amino acids.